Messenger RNA from Leptinotarsa decemlineata (Colorado potato beetle), 1771 nucleotides. Its product is annotated as DGAT1/2-independent enzyme synthesizing storage lipids. Gene Ontology annotation, cellular component: membrane. Lineage: Eukaryota; Metazoa; Arthropoda; Insecta; Coleoptera; Chrysomelidae. Gene Ontology annotation, molecular function: acyltransferase activity. The record is from RefSeq and is a predicted model, not a curated record.
CACUUUUGUGGUGGGAGUUUGUUAUUGAAUAUAGAUAAUUUUUAAAUAUAUUUACCGUAAUUAGGUACUAUGAAUAACACGCGGAAAUGUGGAUAAUUAGAUAAUUCGCCUUCGAAGCUACCUUAGCGCAUCCGCUACUAAUGACAAACGCCACGCUUGAUAACAUGUAGGCCAGGUCAUGUGAAAUGCUUUUUGCAUAUACUUCAUUCGAAAUUAUGUAUUUAUAUUCGUGAACGAGGAUGAUAGAAUAUCACUAAAUGUGCCCGUUUAUUUUGUAGAUUGUAGACUGCUCAGUAUGUUUUAGUGAUUCAAAUAUGUUUGAAUAUUUUGAAGGUUUCACCGAACUUGUGAAAGAUUAUGUAGUACAUUACAUCGACAUCGACUACUCGCUGUGGAUAACAUGGUUCCUCGCUCCGCUGUUGAUAACUUUCCUAUUGCCAGCAUUUAUAGCCCUUUUGCUCUACUUCAGCGCGUUCGUCUUGUACAUAUUAACCCUGCAUUGGCGAAAUAUCAAGGAGACCUUGCAGACCGGGGACAAAUGGGAAGCUUCUAGGAAAUGCAUUGCUGCCAUAUGGGAUGCUCACGGGUGGAUCUGGCAUGGUUAUGAAGUGAGGGGCCUGGAGAAUUUGCCCGACACAGGACCUGCCUUAAUAAUUUACUACCACGGAGCCAUUCCCAUUGAUUUGUAUUACUUUAUAGCGAAAGUAAUAUUCCACAAGAACAGAGUUAUACAUCCAGUCGUCGAUCACUUUCUUUUUAAGGUACCAGGAUUCAGUAUCCUCGCAGACUGCAUGGGCGCUAUUCCAGGGACCAUCCAGACAUGUUCGAACAUUCUGAAACAAGGGGAACUGUUGGCUAUCAGCCCCGGAGGUGUUUACGAAGCCCAGUUCAGCCACCAUUACAAUUUGAUGUGGAAAAAGAGAAUGGGAUUCGCUAAGGUGGCUUUGGAAGCUAAAUGUCCUAUCGUUCCUUUCUUCACUGAGAACGUGAGGGAGUCUUUUCGCACUGUGAGCGUUGGAAGGAGAUUUUUCCUGCGGAUUUACGCCCGCUUCAAGGCACCGCUCGCGCCAAUAUACGGCGGUUUUCCGGUGAAAAUGAUUACGCACGUCGGAAAACCCAUUCCGUACGAUGGAAGUUUAACACCGGAGGAACUUCAAGCUAAGGUUGCUGCCGCUAUAGAGGAUCUCGUCCAGAAAAAUCAGCGCUUGCCUGGAAAUAUAUUACUAGCUUUAUUGGAACGAAUACCUUUUUUCAGGAAAAAGAAGGAAAAAACGGAAUGAGAAUCAUUUAGGAAGUGUACAAAAAAUCUGAUGAAUGUUCCCAAUUAUUCUAAAAAGACAUCGAAGCAAGUAUUAAUUAUAUGACAUUUAGUAAAGAUUCGACCUAACUAGUACUUUGUAAUUGCUUUAUUUGUUUGUGUAUGUUACCAACACAACAUUUAUGAAAUACUGGAAUUUACUCAAGCAAACGUUUUUUUUGUAAUUCAGGCCCCAAUGUGUGAAAUCUUUCAUGAUGAUCCUUCAACCUGAUUCAUUUCAAUCUGAUUGUUUUUCCUAUGUACUUACUACUCGUGACUGACUUGGCUUGCACUCCAGGCAUAUUUUUUACCUGAAACCGUUUUCACUCUGUUCUAUUUAUCAUAUCCAAGGUUUUUAUAUGAAUAAAUUGUUAUAGAAAAGCCACAUGCAUUUCAGAAUAUAUCGAAAGGAAAAAACGAACUAAAAGGUGAAAGAUGUAUUAUUUUAUUUUUGAAUAAAUGUUUUUCAUAUAA